CGCCAUUGUGUGGUGACGUCACAAGGGCGCGACACAUUCAGUCGAGUUGCGUCCCAAAGUAAAGAUGGCGGACGCGUCGGGGACGGAGCUGUCAGACGAGAAAGAGAAAGAAGCGGACACUGAGCGCAAAAGCAAGGAACAGACGCGACCGUGGCAGGAUGCGAGCAAGUCGGGGAAAGUCAUUUCUUCUCCCCUACCCGAGACUUUGGGCAUUUACGACAUCGGCGCUGACAUCAGGCGCGUGCGAAGGGACCACUCGCCAGAUACGUCCCUGACGCACUUCAUCUGCACGGAGCUGACCCGAGGCUACUUCCUCGAGCACAACGAGGCCAAGUACACCGAGCGUCGGGAGAGGGUGUACACGUGCUUGCGCAUCCCGAAGGAGCUGGAGAAGCUGAUGAUCUUUGGCUUCUUCCUGUGCGUGGACGCUUUCCUGUACGUGUUUACGCUGCUGCCCCUCAGGGUGCUGCUGGCCCUGCUCCGCCUCCUCACCCUGCCCUGCUGUGGCUUCAGCGGGACGAGGCUGCUGCAGCCGGCUCAGGUGUGCGACAUGCUGAAAGGCCUCAUCCUGGUGCUGUGCUUCUCCAUGAUGCACUACGUGGACUACGCCAUGAUGUACCACCUGAUCAGAGGGCAGUCUGUCAUUAAGCUCUACAUCAUCUACAACAUGCUGGAGGUUGCAGAUCGCCUCUUCUCCUCCUUCGGCCAAGACAUCCUGGAUGCUCUCUACUGGACUGCCACAGAGCCCAAAGAGCGCAAGAGGGACAGCAUCGGGGUCAUCCCUCACUUCCUCAUGGCUGUCUUUUAUGUUUUCCUCCACGCCAUCCUCAUCAUGGUCCAAGCCUCCACGCUAAACGUGGCUUUCAACUCGCAUAACAAGUCCCUGCUCACAAUCAUGAUGUCCAGCAACUUUGUGGAAAUCAAAGGCAGCGUAUUUAAGAAGUUUGAGAAGAACAACUUGUUCCAAAUGUCCAACAGCGAUAUCAAGGAGCGCUUCACCAGUUACGUUCUCAUGCUCAUCGUGUGUCUGAGGAACAUGGAGCAGUUCUCAUGGAACCUGGAGCACCUGUGGGUGUUGUUCCCUGACGUCUUCAUGGUGCUCACCUCCGAAGUGGCCGUGGACGCCAUCAAGCACGCCUUCAUCACCAAGUUCAACGACAUCACAGCAGAUGUUUACAGUGAAUACAGAGCCAGCCUGGCCUUUGAUCUCGUGAGCAGUCGACAGAAGAAUGCUUACACCGACUACAGCGACUCCGUGGCCCGCCGGAUGGGCUUCAUCCCGCUCCCUUUGGCCGUGCUCCUCAGCCGGGUGGUCAUGAGUUCAGUCAAGGUGCGAGGAGCGCUGUCAUACACUUGUGUGCUUCUCUUUUAUCUCGGGCUGGUCACACUGAAGGUGCUGAACAGCAUCGUGCUGCUAGGCAAAUCAUGCGUGUACGUCAAGAGGGCCAACAUGGAGGGCAAACUGUUCCAGAAGCCCCACACCGCGGCACCCUCUUCGGCGAAGGUCCCGCACAGCAAAGCCGACCACGCCACGGCUACAAAAUCCUCAGGGGACGCCAAGCUGAGCCCGAAUCCGCCCUCCGUCCCUCCUUCCUCCUCACCCUCCCCUUCUUCGGUGACCACUCAGCCGGCGCCGAGAUGGGACCUUCCUCUACCUCCCGUCGACUCCUCGGCGUCUCCCCCUCGCCGGCCGCCCCCCGUGCCCGAACCCCAGCGACCGGCUCCUUCGCCCCCCAGAGAGGAGCAGGCGCGCGGGCACGAGGGGAGCCCCGAGGCUCCCAAAAAGGACCUCCUGGAGAUCGACCGCUUCACCAUCUGCGGAAACCGCAUCGACUGAGGACAGACGCGAGGAGGGUAAGGAAUUGGACGCGCGUUGUGGUCAUUUCCUGUCGAACCGAGACAUUCCGCGAGAGGAAGCUCGCGCGGGUGGAUAAUCGAUAAUGUGCGGUCGCCGGAUCGGAAAGGACCACUUUUUAAGGUACACAAGAGCACAGCUGGAAGACCCGCAAAAGGUGCCCGGAGGGGAAAGGGACCCCAAAGGAUUGCCGUCCUGAAUGUCACGACGCUGCAAACGCUUCGGUCUACGCUUUCUGAAGACCGCGACAAGCCUUUGCGUUCGGUUUGAAGUUUUAUGACUGUAUUUUUUUCAAGGACAAGCAAAGUUUCCAGCGAACGCUCGGGUUUUCGUAGUUCCCCAGUUUGUACCCGAUUUCGCAAACGGGGCACGCAAAAUGUUUCAACUCUUUCGUACAGGGGACCAUGCGAAAUCAUUACCUGGGUCCCAGAGACCCUGCAAAGUCACCAUCUUUGACAGUGAUAGCUUAACAAAAUGACUGCCUCUUCAACACGGAGAUCCAACAAAACUACCACCACUUUCAUACGGAGAUCCAGCAAAAUCGUAGCAUUUUUUUUUCACGCGGAGAUUGCAAAAUUAGGGAUGGUUUUAUACAUUGCUUCCUGCAAAAUUACCGACGCUUUCACACAAUCCUUGCAAAAUGACGACCUUUCCGUUCCAAAUGAGUGCCCCUUUUACCCAGAGACCAUGCAAACCUAUUGGCUGUUUCACACAGAGACCCUGCAAAACUCCCGUCAUAUUCUACAUACAGGAAAAAAAUGCAUAAUGAUUGUCUCGACAUCGCAAACACGUGCAAAAUUAAUCCGCCACUCCCACAGUGAUAUCCUAAAAGAUUCUAGAUCACGCCCAGGGUCAGACCCGCUCUUACCGCAAAAUGGCGGUCCACCUCUUGUGUUUUCCUCCAUUUUGAUUUACAACCAUCUGUCCCAACACAUUUGCCCACGAGUGUCCCGGGAGCUGGACCAAGCAAGCUUGCUGCCUUCAUGAGCCUUCGCCGUCGCGUUUACAUCCCUUUUCACGGUUUGCACAUUUGGAAUGUGUUCACGUUUACUUCCAUUGCAAUGAAAUUGUUUCCUGCUGAAAUAUGAAUAAUCCCCUUUUUUUUGUUUGAUACAAGAUGUGAAUAAGUGUGAUUUAUUGAUUAAUUUAAUCUUAUUUAAAGUAAUUUCCAGCCAUGUUGGAGAUACUCGAGUUGAUGCACAUUUGGGAGUAGAAGUCCUGAAAUGUUUAUUGCCGUUGUGAUAAUUAUUCUUAUGUGUUGAACAUAUAUUUUGGGAGGAGGUACUACUUGUGAUAUGAUCAUAACUGAGCUUGUUUUGUGUCCAUGCCAUAUUGUUUGAAAAAAUUAUAUAAAAAAAAUUGAAAAUUGUUUCACUCA
Molecule: messenger RNA, 3233 nt
Organism: Syngnathoides biaculeatus (alligator pipefish)
Lineage: Eukaryota; Metazoa; Chordata; Actinopteri; Syngnathiformes; Syngnathidae
Gene: tapt1a
Product: transmembrane anterior posterior transformation 1a
Exons: 14
Coding region: 65-1837 (590 amino acids)
Biological process (GO): positive regulation of cilium assembly; maintenance of protein localization in endoplasmic reticulum
Cellular component (GO): ciliary basal body; endoplasmic reticulum membrane
Source: RefSeq, a predicted model, not a curated record